This is a messenger RNA of Dermatophagoides pteronyssinus (European house dust mite), 1864 nucleotides long. It is a transcript of the gene pkaap, whose product is annotated as A-kinase anchoring protein pkaap. Gene Ontology annotation, cellular component: mitochondrion; plasma membrane. Lineage: Eukaryota; Metazoa; Arthropoda; Arachnida; Sarcoptiformes; Pyroglyphidae. The record is from RefSeq and is a predicted model, not a curated record. Gene Ontology annotation, biological process: intracellular protein localization.
UUAUUGUAAAAAUGAAAUUUAUUACUUAAAAAAUGCCUCUACCAAAUUCAAUUAAAAAUUUUAUCGCCAACAGUCGUGAUAAGUUGAAUCAAUUAGAUUCGAAUGGUUCGAAAAAAUCAAAUAAUUCACCAUCUACAUCAUCUAAAGGUCGAUAUUCAUCCAAUCGAAAUGAUAAUUUUAUCGCCAGCAAUAAUAAUGAUCUUUCAUCAAGCCAUAAAACGAGUGCCAAACAGACAUUAUCACAGAUUAGUGGCCUACAUUCACAUCGAAAUCUUAAACCAUCAUAUCAGAUGUUAUUAGCUGAAUCCAUGUAUGAUCCAAGCGUUUCCGUUCGGCUUGAUUCUUGUUUAACAUGUACAUUUGAUGAAUGUUUUACUGUCGAACAAAAUGCCGAUGUUCUUCUGUGUUUCGUCCAAUUUAUGGAAUCAUUAGGAUCACACGCUAAUAUAGUGAUAAAAUGUUUUCUUCAGACAAAUUGUCUGAUGUUUUUUAUUCAAGAAAAAUUUCCCGGUGAUAACAAAGAUCCAUCACUUGAAGAUCAAGAAGAACUUAAGAAAAAUUAUCAAAAUUUUCUUAAUGAUUUUCGACGAAUAUUUAAUCAAUUAGUAAAUGAAAAUAACGAUGCCACUAAUAUAACCGAUGCUGGCCAAUCAACCAAAAAUUCCGUGAUAAUCGAUUUAAACGUCCACUCAAAAGUGAUUGAAUUAUUUGAUCAUGAUGAUGAUGACCAAAUCAUUCCAAAUUAUCAACAACUCCAAUUAUCAUUUAAAAUAUUCGAAUCAUUUCGACAAUCUUUAUCCCAAAAAAUUGAAUGUGAAUAUUACGAAAAAUUUCUUCGUUCAAAUUUUUUUCUUAAAUAUGAAUCCGAAGUAUUGAGAGAGAAAAAAUUUCAACUUUCUGAUAUAUUAUUUUCCCAUACAUUAAUCUCGUCAGCUUUUAUGGAUUUUAUGGCCACUGAACGUAUGAAAUCUUUUGUCGAUUUUAUAGUACAAUAUCGAAAUUAUAGAAAAUUCUCUGGACAACAUUCCGAUGCCUGUGCUUUAUACAAUCGAUUUUUUAAUUGUAGUGCAGCUUCAAUCGAAAGCUUUCUUCAGGUUUCCGAACCAAUCAUUGAACAAUUACGAUCAUCAAUUAUAGAUCUAAAAGAUCCGAUAACAGAAUUUCAACCCGAUUGUUUUGAUCGAAUUGCAAAUAUUCUGUUGCAAUAUUUCUCCAAAACAUAUUUUCCACAAUUUCUUGACAGUAGUCAUUUUCGUGAAUAUAUACAGAAUUGUGAUCAAAAAUUACAAAAUCAAUCGAAAGCAAAACGAUCAUCAAUGAAAAUAUCAUCUGUGAAUGAUAUUGAAAAUCAUAAAUCAAAUUCUCUAAAUAUUGAUAUGACCAAUCAAUCAGAUCUUUUAUGGAAUCGUGAUCUAAAAGAUCGAUUACAAUUUACCUAUAUCGAUAAAUAUGGUCGUAUAAAUAGUACAUUAGAACCGGAGCCACCACGAUCAUCACCGGGUGUUGAUCGUUCAAAAUUGACACAAUUUUUUCGUCGACUUUCAUUUGGUAAUUCUGCUAAUCGAAUCCAAUCAGAAGAUGAUGCAUGGCGUAUAGCUGAAAGUAUUAUUAAUGAUGUUUGUUCUGUUACAAAUCGACAACAACCAGAACAUCCGAUUGAAUUUGAUGAUUCUAAUCAAUAAAUGAAUUAUCUAUAUCAACUCUUUUAUUUAUAUUUGUAUGAUUUGACAAUCUAAUUAUUUCUGUUUGCUAUUUGCAAAUUUUUUUUUUUGCUUGUCUGUUUUAUUUAUUACAAAUGAAAAUUAUAAUUUUUUAAAACAAAUGCUUUAAUAAACGAACGAUUACAAUGAGGGGAAAACCCUGU